Messenger RNA from Thlaspi arvense, 2501 nucleotides. The record is from the annotation of a GenBank genome assembly. Lineage: Eukaryota; Viridiplantae; Streptophyta; Magnoliopsida; Brassicales; Brassicaceae.
AAGGAAAAUAAAACAAAGAUGCAACUUUCCUCUCUGUUUUCCGUAUCUCUGGUCAUCAUCGCUUUGGCAACAAGCCACGUCGACGCUUUCACCAGACACGAUUUUCCAAAGGAUUUCCUCUUUGGAGCUGCUUCUUCUGCGUAUCAGUGGGAAGGAGCUUUUGAUGAAGAAGGAAGGACUCCAAGCGUUUGGGAUACUUUCGCCCACUCUAAUAAUAUGGGUGAUGGAGAUAUAGCAUGUGAUGGCUAUCACAAAUACAAGGAAGAUGUUAAGCUGAUGGCAGAAAUGGGUUUAGAAGCUUUCAGAUUCUCCAUUUCAUGGACAAGGCUUAUACCUAAUGGAAGAGGACCCAUUAACCCAAAAGGUUUAUGGUUUUACAAGAACCUUAUCAAAGAACUACGAAACCAUGGAAUCGAACCACAUGUUACACUUUACCACUAUGAUCUUCCUCAAACUUUUGAAGAUGAGUAUGGAGGAUGGAUCAACCGCAAAAUCAUAGAAGACUUCACUGCUUUUGCAGAUGUAUGCUUCAGAGAGUUUGGGGAUGAUGUCAAGUUAUGGACUACAAUCAACGAAGCUACAAUAUUCGCCAUUGCUUCUUAUAGCGAAGGAUUCGCGCCACCGGGACAUUGUUCUCCUUCCAAAUUCAGCAAUUGCUCUACCGGAAAUUCUUCUACUGAACCAUAUCUUGCAGGCCAUAACAUGUUGUUAGCUCAUGCCUCUGCGUCAAAAUUGUAUAGACUAAAGUACAAGAGUAAGCAGAGAGGAUCCGUAGGCUUUAGCAUAUAUGCAUUUGGGUUAUCUCCUUAUAGUAACUCCAAGGACGAUCAAAUCGCAACUCAAAGAGCUGAAGCUUUCCUCUUUGGCUGGAUGUUGAAGCCUUUGGUGUUUGGGAAGUAUCCAGAUGAAAUGAAGAGAAUCUUGGGAUCGAGGUUACCAGUUUUCUCAGAGGAAGAGUCCGAGCAAGUUAAAGGAUCAUCUGACUUUGUAGGAAUUAUCCACUACAUGACAGUCUAUGUCAAAAACAAUAAACCUACACCUCCUCUUCUUCCCAGCAGACAUGACUUCUAUACAGACAUGGGCGCAGAGACUAUAUUCAUGGAGAAUUCUACAUUCUUCGAGUGGGAGGCUACUCCACAAGGUCUUGAAAGUGUGUUGGAAAAUCUGAAGCAGAACUAUAACAAUCCUCCAAUCUACAUUCUUGAGAACGGUAAACCGAUGAAACAUGGUUCGACGCUACAAGACUCAGAAAGAGUUGAAUACAUUCAAGCUUACCUUGGUGCUGCGCUCAACGCCAUCAAGAACGGAUCGGACACAAGAAGUUACUUUGUAUGGUCGAUGAUAGAUUUGUACGAGUUGUUGAGUGGAUACAUGUACAGUUAUGGGAUGUACUAUGUGAAUUUCAGCGAUCCUGGUCUCAAGAGGUCUCCAAAGCUCUCUGCUUCUUGGUACUCUGGUUUUCUCAAUGGUACAGUUGAUAUUGAUCCUCAAGCUAUUACUCGGUUACAGAGCAACUUCUCUGAAGGAGUAAAUAGAUUUGGGAAAACAGGAAUCGAACCACAAGUUACACUUUACCACUAUGAUCUUCCUCAGCCUCUUGAAGAUGAGUAUGGAGGAUGGAUCAACCGCAAAAUCAUAGAGUUUGGGGAUGAUGUCAAGUUAUGGACUACAGUCAACGAAGCUAACAUAUUCGCCGUUGGUGCUUACAGCGGAGGGAUGUUGAAGCCUUUGGAAUUUGGAGACUAUCCGGAUGUAAUGAAAAGAAGCUUGGGAUCGAGGUUGCCGGUUUUCUCAGAGGAAGAGUCGGAGAAAGUUAAAGGUUCGUCUGAUUUUGUUGGAAUCAUCCACUACACGACACUCUACGUAAGAAAGCGUAGACCCGCACCUUCUGUCCUUCCCAGCAACCGAGAGUUCUUCACAGACAUGGGAGUAGAUAUGCUCUGUAAGCCCUACUUUGCUUUCAUCAUUAAUCAAUCUGAGAAAAGUCGUCUCGACUCUUUUUGGCUGAUAAUUCUUCUUUUCUUUUCACAGUCAUUGGGGAAUCCUCAUUCGUGGGAUAAUGUUCCAUGGGGUUUUGAAAUUGUCUUGGAGUAUCUGAAACAUAACUAUGACAAUCCUCCAAUCUACAUUCUUGAAAGCGGCAAACCGAUGGAACACGGUUCGGGGCUACAAGACGCACCGAGAGCUGAAUACAUCGAAUCUUGCAUUGGUGCUGUGCUCAACGCCAUCAAGAAUGGAUCCGACACGAGAGGUUACUUUGUAUGGUCGAUGAUUGACCUGUACGAGUUAUUGUUUGAUUACAAGAACAGCUAUGGAAUGUACUAUGUGAAUUUCAGCGAUCCUGAUCUCAAGAGGUCUCCAAAGCUCUCUGCCUCUUGGUACUCUGGUUUUCUCAAUGGUACGAUUGAUGCUGAUCCUCAAGCCAUCACUCGCUUACAGAGCAACUUCUCUGGUUCCUCUUCAUUCUAAUCUUCUCGUACACAAAUAUAAAUAAGGAUCCA